AUGGUUCUUCAAGAUCUUGGCCGUCGCAUUAACGCGGCGGUCACAAACCUCACACGUGAACAGAAUCUAGAUGAAAAGGCUUUCGAUGGUAUGCUCAAGGAGAUUUGCGCUGCCCUACUCGAAGCAGAUGUCAACGUGCGACUCGUCGGUCAACUACGAAAGUCCAUCAAAUCGACAGUCAACUUUAAAGAACUUCCUCCCGCCGUGAAUAAGAAACGCCUCAUCCAGAAAGCCGUUUUCGAUGAACUCGUCAAACUCGUCGAUCCUCACGCCGAACCGUUCCGACCAAAGAAAGGCAAGAGCAAUGUCAUCAUGUUUGUUGGUCUUCAAGGUGCUGGAAAGACCACAACAUGUACAAAACUCGCCCGACACUACCAGUCAAGAGGUUUCAAGGCUUGUUUGGUUUGCGCGGAUACCUUCAGAGCUGGUGCUUUCGAUCAGCUGAAGCAGAACGCCACCAAGGCCAAGAUCCCCUACUAUGGUUCCCUUACCGAGACCGAUCCCGCAGAGGUUGCUAGAGCUGGUGUUGACCAAUUCAAGAAGGAGAGAUUUGAGGUUAUCAUUGUUGAUACUUCAGGUCGUCACAGACAAGAAUCAGCUCUGUUCCAGGAGAUGGUGGACAUUCAAGAAGCCAUCAAACCUGAUGAGACAAUCAUGGUUCUUGACGCUUCAAUUGGUCAACAGGCUGAAUCACAGGCAAAGGCUUUCAAAGAGGCAGCUGAUUUCGGUGCCAUUAUCAUCACCAAAACGGACGGUCACGCACACGGUGGUGGUGCCAUUUCCGCCGUCGCAGCAACACACACUCCAAUUGUGUUUAUUGGUACUGGUGAACAUAUGAUGGAUUUCGAAAAGUUCGCUCCUGAACAGUUUGUCCAAAAGCUACUCGGCAUGGGUGAUAUGGCUGGAUUGAUGGAGCAUGUCCAAAGUCUCAACCUCAACCAAAAAGACACCAUCAAGCAUAUUCAAGAAGGUAUCUUUACAGUACGUGACCUGAGAGAUCAACUCUCCAACAUCAUGAAGAUGGGUCCUCUAUCCAAGAUGGCAGGCAUGAUUCCAGGUAUGAGCAACAUGAUGCAGGGUAUGGAUGAUGAGGAGGGUGGUGCCAAACUCAAACGAAUGAUCUACAUCUGCGACUCCAUGACCGAGAAGGAACUCGACUCGGACGGAAAGACCCUUAUCGACCAACCAACCCGAAUGACCCGAAUCGCCCGUGGAUCAGGAACAUCAGUACGAGAAGUUGAGGAUCUCCUCACACAACAACGAAUGAUGGCAGGUAUGGCAAAGAAGAUGGGUGGGAACAUGAAGAACAUGCAAAGGGCACAGCAAGCCAUGGGAGGUGGCAACAAAGCACAACAACUAGCAGCGAUGCAAAAGAGACUACAAAGUAUGGGAGGAGCAGGUGGAGCAGGAGGAAUGCCAGAUAUGGGAAGUUUGAUGAAGAUGCUUGGUGGAGGUGGUGGAAUGCCUGGGGGUAUGGACAUGCAAGCCAUGAUGCGACAGAUGGGUAUGGGUGGAGGUGGUAUGCCUGGUAUGCCCGGUAUGCCAGGGCCUGGAGCUGGCAGAGGAAGAAGAUGA
Fusarium sp. VM40 is the source of this 1575-nucleotide messenger RNA. Lineage: Eukaryota; Fungi; Ascomycota; Sordariomycetes; Hypocreales; Nectriaceae. The record is from the annotation of a GenBank genome assembly.